AUGGCAUCGGCUUUAGGAAGUCAAGCAAUCCUGGAAAUUAACGAAAAGCCUUUCAAUGAGAAAGAUGGCACGGACAAACCUCAUACAGUGGCCAGUGGGUUUACCCCAUCGGAAGGAGGGUGGGGUUGGGUGGUAUGCUUUACUUCUAUGCUCGCCAAUGGAAUUGUGCUGGGGAUCAUGAAUACAUUUGGAAUUCUGUAUGUCCCUAUACGGGAACGCUAUGCCGGAGAAGAUCCUGACGACGUUUCUUUCAAAACUGCCUGGGUUGGGUCUGUCUGCACAGGUCUCACCCUCUUCCUCUCCAUAACCGCAUCCAUCCUCACCGACCAAAUUGGAAUACGACCCGUAUCUUUCUUUGGAGCUCUUCUCGGCUCAGUCGGACUUGUGGCAAGCGCUUUCGUAGAACAGUUAGAGCUGUUGUAUUUGACGUAUGGAGUCCUGCUCGGCGUCGGCAGUUCUCUUCUUUAUGGGCCAUCACUCACUAUACUAGGACAUUAUUUCAAAAAGCGGAUUGGCGUAGUCAACGGCUUAGUGGUGUGUGGAAGCCCAAUACUGACAGUAAGCCUCUCCUUGCUCCUACCUUAUCUGCUUGGCGCAAUCGGACUCAAGUACACUUUCAUUUUCCUCGGUGGCCUGUAUUUCAUGCUCAUGUGGAUGACGCUAACGUGGCGUCCUCAAAUCCAUAAGGAAUCAAACCUCGCCCACAUGACCCUGUCUACAGAAAGUAUUGCGCUAAAGAUGAACGAAUGCUACGAGUUUACCAGAAAAUAUUUAAACUUCAAAAUAUGGCGCAAUAAGAAAUACGUCAUUUGGGUGCUGUCUCUUGGAGUAGCCCUGUUUGGUUAUUUCGUUCCAUUUGUUCAUCUGGUAAAACACACUGCAGAUGUGUUCCCCGGAAGUAACGGGAACUUAUUGGUCAUGUGUAUGAGUAUCACUUCAGGUGUGAGUCGAUUAGUGUGCGGAAAGUUGGCUGAUUUUAAGAGAAUAAAUAUCAUCUUGUUACAACAAACUGGCUUCAUUAUUCUCGGUGCCACAACCAUAUGCAUCCCUUUCGCUGGGAACUUUGCCAGCCUCAUCGCCAUUUGCCUCCUCAUGGGUAUUUGUGAUGGAAUCUACGUCUGUCUCCUUGGACCAAUUGCUUUUGAACUCGUUGGACACAGCAAUGCCUCCCAGGCUAUCGGAUUUCUUCUGGGGUUGAUAUCUGUUCCUAUGAUGGUUGGACCUCCUGUGGCAGGUUUUAUGUACGACUCACUGGGCACCUACAAACUAGCCUUCCACGUUUCUGGAAUCCCGCCAAUAGUUGGUGCCUUACUCAUGUUUCUCACGCGGAGAGUGUCAUCGAAAAAGGACCCGUCUUUAGAGUUAAACGAUAUUAUGCUAGAAGAAGAUGACGUCACCAAGGAAGUGAUCAAAGUAGAAGAAAUAGAUGAUGGCACACCUGCAAGUCAAGAGCCAGGUGACAAGGAAAAUGGGAUAAUUAGGGGCAAUGCAAGUGAUGAAGCUGGUGAAGACAAAGAUAAAUCCAUCAAAGAGAAUCUGUUGCCCUCCAAAUGAAAACGCUUUCUUUGAGUGGGUUACCUACCGUUACUGACGACGCUUAUAUCUGACGACCCGAUGCUUGAGAAAAACGAUAUGUAUAAU
This is a messenger RNA of Liolophura sinensis, 1641 nucleotides long. RefSeq names its product monocarboxylate transporter 10-like. Gene Ontology annotation, biological process: transmembrane transport. Gene Ontology annotation, molecular function: transmembrane transporter activity. Bases 1 to 1554 code for a protein of 517 amino acids. NCBI's taxonomy places the organism in Eukaryota, Metazoa, Mollusca, Polyplacophora, Chitonida, Chitonidae. The record is from RefSeq and is a predicted model, not a curated record. The transcript is spliced from 6 exons.